AUGGGGAGUCCAGGCUGUGAACACACGGGCUGCACUGCACCUCUACACUCACCUCUCUACAUCAGCCAAACCCACACUGACACGAUGGCCUGGCUGGACGAGGCGGACGACAUCAAACCCCCCCGCAGCUUGCUGGGGCUGCCUGAGCUCAGCUGGCCGGGGGUCUACCUCCCCUGCUACGACAGAUUAGCCCUAGAGGAGAGCCCCUGGGUGCUGAGGAUGACAGAGGCCCCAGCUCCAGCUGCUCCUCCCUCCAGCACUCCGGAGCCGAACCAAGCCAAGCCCAACCAACCCCAGGACCCCCCCUCUGGGACGGAGGGUCAGGUGGAGGAGCGCUGUCUGGAGCAGGUCCAGACCAUGGUGGUGGGAGAGGUGCUGAAGGAUGUCGACACAGCUUGCAAACUGCUGAACAUUGCACCAGACCCCAUGGACUGGAGCAGUAUGCAUGUUCAGAAGUGGCUCCUCUGGACCGAGCACCUGCACAAGCUGCCGCAGGUCAGCAUGAUGUUUCAGGAGCUGAGCGGGAAGGAUCUGUGCUCCAUGACAGAAGCAGACUUCAGACAACGCUCCUCACAGUUUGGCGACAUGCUGUAUGCUCAUCUGGACAUCUGGAGAUCUGCUGCAGCAAUGAAGGAGCGCUGCCCACCAGAGGACAGCAAAUCUGUAGCUGAUGAUAAUUCCUGGUCAGAUGUGAUGCGUAACUACCCCAGCCAGCCCAUCCACCUGUGGCAGUUCCUCCGAGACCUGCUCCUCAAGCCUCACAACUACAGCCGCUGCAUCCGCUGGCUCAACAAAGAGAAAGGGAUUUUCAAAAUAGAAGACUCAGCUCUCGUGGCCAGGCUAUGGGGCAUGAGGAAGAACCGCCCGGCUAUGAACUAUGACAAACUGAGUCGCUCCAUACGACAGUACUACAAGAAAGGCAUCAUUCGAAAGCCUGAUGUAUCACGCAGACUGGUCUACCAGUUCGUCAACCCUGUAUGAUAAAGAGGCUCGGCUAAUCCGAAAGAGAAUGAGCUGAGGAGUAACCAAAGAUAUGCUGGACAUACAGUAAGAGUAACAUGAACUCUGAAGCUCAUUCAUUCAUUGUACUUGAUGUUUCUUUUCAAUUGUAAAGACUGCCUACUGAACUAUGCACUCCUGCCUAUCAUAACAUCGCUCUACUUUAUUAUUCUUAAUAGUGAUUUUAUUUUGUCUUUAUCACUCGUUUGAAACGUAUUUUUUUGGUGUGAUGUUUGGUUUCUAAAAAGGACACACAUUUCUUCAAACUAUGGAACAUUUCAAAGAAAUAAUGCUUAUUUGCUUUCUUGCAGAGUUAGAUGAGGAGAUUGGUACCACUCUCAUAUCCGUACAGUACAUAUGUAGCUGGAGCCAGCAGUCGGUUAGCUUAGCUUAGCUUGAAGACCGGAAACAGCUAUACUGAAUAUUGUUUCUGUGGGGAGCUUUAGGGGUGCUGGUAUGUGAGUUUUGAUACCUUUGGAGUAGGCAAGGCUAGCUGUUUCCACUCUUUGUGCUAAGCUAAGCUAACCAGCGGUUGGCUCAAGCUACACAUUUAACAUACAGCACAUGUGAGUGGUAACAAUCUUCUCAUCUAAGUCUUGGCGAGAAGCAAACGCCUAUUUUCCCCAAAAUUUCAAACAAGUCCUUUUAAUUUUUCUUUUGUUAAUCCCUUUUAAGUGUCAGAAUAUUUAGAAGUUGCAGAGCAAUGCCAAAGUAAGUGAAUAUUUUAUUG
Perca flavescens (yellow perch) is the source of this 1729-nucleotide messenger RNA. RefSeq names its product SAM pointed domain-containing Ets transcription factor. Gene Ontology annotation, molecular function: sequence-specific DNA binding; DNA-binding transcription factor activity, RNA polymerase II-specific. NCBI's taxonomy places the organism in Eukaryota, Metazoa, Chordata, Actinopteri, Perciformes, Percidae. The coding region runs from base 1 to 981 and encodes 326 amino acids. The record is from RefSeq and is a predicted model, not a curated record. The transcript has 5 exons. Gene Ontology annotation, biological process: regulation of transcription by RNA polymerase II; cell differentiation. Gene Ontology annotation, cellular component: nucleus.